AUGCCUGUGUCAGAAAAUCAACAGAUCAACAAAGUCGCCGACGAGCUGGUAGACGUCAUCCGCAGGGGUUAUGGCGACGUCUCAACCAAGCUGAGACCAGUCCAUGCCCGUGGUCAGCUUGUCAAGGGGAUAUUUGUGCCAUCUGAGGCUGCGAAACAUCUUUCCAAAGCGCCCAUCUUCAAGCAAGCAUCGACACAGCUUCUUGCCCGCUUCAGCUGCGAUACUGGUUACAAGGACAUCAAGGACAAUGAUGUCGAUGCCAACCCGCGCGGUCUUGCCGUACGUUUCUUGCUUUCCGAGGAUGGUCAUACCCACUACGACAUGAUCACAAACACAGCCAUCGGAUUCCCUGUGAAUCGCGGAGAGGGCUUCCGAGAUAUGUUCAGGUACAAGCUUGGCGAGAUUACUUGGGAGCAGCUCAUUAAAGUUUGGCCGUUUGUUCCAUGGUACACGCGCAACAGAAAGCCGCUCUGGCCGAUGUCUUUCGCGACUGAGCAGUGGCACGGCAUUCAUUGCUUCACGCUUGACUCUGAAGAUGGAAAGAAGACAUACUUCCGAACCCGACUCGUAUCGCCGCAAGGUGUGAUGAAGAUGGGUGAAGAAGAGGCGAAGGAAAAGAGUGGCACAUACCUGUUUGACAACCUCGAAGAGCGUCUUUCUGCCAAACCACCGAAGCCAAUCGUGUACAACUGGAUGGCUCAAAUUGCCGACCCCGAGAAGGACAGCCUCAACGAUUCGAGCUCCGAGUGGCCCGAAGACCGUGAAUUUGUGAACUUGGGCGUAUUCACAUUCGACCGGCUAUGGACGAUGGAUCAGGGAUCAACGCCAGGACGCGAUCAGGAGCGACUCAUUUUUGACCCCAAGCCAAGGUAUAUGGACGGUAUUGGUGUCAGUGACGAUCCAAUCAUCGAGAUGCGGACAUCUGUGUACCUCAAGAGCGGUCUGAUCCGGAGAGAAGCUAAUGGUGUAGCUGGGCGUGAUACUGAUGGUCACCGGGUUGGCCAGUGA
Messenger RNA from Recurvomyces mirabilis, 1008 nucleotides. RefSeq lists its product as uncharacterized. The coding region runs from base 1 to 1008 and encodes 335 amino acids. The transcript has 2 exons. Gene Ontology annotation, biological process: hydrogen peroxide catabolic process; response to hydrogen peroxide. The record is from RefSeq and is a predicted model, not a curated record. Gene Ontology annotation, cellular component: peroxisome; mitochondrion; cytoplasm. Gene Ontology annotation, molecular function: catalase activity; heme binding. Lineage: Eukaryota; Fungi; Ascomycota; Dothideomycetes; Mycosphaerellales; Teratosphaeriaceae.